AUGUACCCCAAAGGAAAUGUGCCUGAAUGUAAAGAUUUUGUGUCACUGUUUUUAAACUUGUGCAUCACCGGAAAUUUAAUUGUGGAUUACAAGUUUUCAAUUGUAAACGCCGAGGGUAAAAAAGUGCAUACUCAAGAGGACCGGCGAGAAUUUCAUUACUACACGACAAACGCAAAAACCAAUCGAGAUACUUUAGGGUUUGAUAAGUUUAUCAAACGUGAUGAGCUUUUUGAUCUAGAAAAUGGUCUUCUUGUUGACGAUAAACUGACAAUUUAUUGUGAGAUAAGUUACAUUUCAGACACCAAAUCCGUUUCUGACACCAAUGAUCGCAUAAAACUAAUGGAGAGCGUUACUGAAAAUCAAGCACUAGAAGAUUAUGGCAAUUUGCUCAAAUCAGAAAAGUUAUCUGAUGUCAUUCUAUCCGUUAAAGGAAAAAAUUUGUUUGCUCACAAGGCUAUCUUGGCCGCUCGAGCAGGUUAUUUUGCAGCAAUGUUUGAACAUGAAACAAAGGAAAAGAAGGAAAACAAAGUGGACAUACCUGAUGUAGACGCCGAAGUUCUGACAGAGAUGCUGACGUUCAUAUACACCGGAAAAGUGCCCUCCAUGGAUAAAUACGCAAUUGAACUGCUUGCAGUCGCAGAUAAGUAUCAACUUGACUCGUUGAAAACUAUAUGCGAAGAGGCGCUUUGCUCAAAGUUGGCUCCUGAGUUGGUGCAGAACUUUCUACUUCUUGCUGAUUUGUACAACGCCAACAAAUUGAAAACCAAAGCUUUGGAUUAUAUUAGAAACCAUACUCAAGAUACAAUGGCAGCAGUUCUCAAUGGCAACAAACCCGAAUUGCUAAUUGAAGCUUUUCGAAACUUAGCUAUAAAAAGCCAAAAUUUGUUUUCUGAAAAACAUGGUGUUAUUGAAGAAUUAAAGUAA
This is a messenger RNA of Rhagoletis zephyria (snowberry fruit fly), 924 nucleotides long. The record is from RefSeq and is a predicted model, not a curated record. Lineage: Eukaryota; Metazoa; Arthropoda; Insecta; Diptera; Tephritidae.